AUGAGGGAUGUUCCAAAAAUGAUAUGUGAUAACAUAAAACAUUUGAAGUUAGAUAGUAAUGAUUUAAUUUCAAAUGGAGUAAUUUGCAAUUAUUUUCUUGAGCAAGAUCAUAAAAAAAUCUAUCGGAAACUUGUAAAGGAAUCACUAUGCAGAGAUUUCAUAUGGAAUGAUAUUCAAAGAAAAACUCUUCAGAAAGAAGAAAAGGACUUAAUUAACAACUUUUUAUACAAUGAUAAAUUAACUUCAUCAAAUCCAUUGAUCAUUGAAUCUGAGUUAUGUCUAGAAAUUGUCUUCUUGAUCAAAAGUUUGGAUGGCUGUUCCUGUCAAUCAACUGAUAAUAGAAAUAAUAUUGGUGGUCCUAAGAAGUUUCCCGAUUUUUUCUGCUUCAACAAUGAAAUAAAAGAUCAUGAUUUUGAUCUUCUGUUUGGCGAGAUCAGUCAUGGUCCAUUUGUGAACAAUAAUACAAACCAUCAAGAUCAUGUGAUUGGAGAUUUAAAGAGACUUGGAAAGUUUGCCAAGGAUUCUUAUAAUCAUGAUUAUUACUUCUUCAAAAGUGAAGGAUCAGAUUAUAAACAACUUCACAUUCAUUUAGAUCAACUAGUAAAAGUGAUGAUCCAUUUACACGAAACAGAAAUUGAUUUUUAUAUAUUUGAUAGGUAUUUUUAUCCUUUCUAUAGGAUAUGUGAAGUAGAGACAUUGUCAAUUCCAUUGUUCUCAGACAUCCCAAAAACAAAAUUUAGUAAAUUUGUUCAACUGUGUGAAACAUUAUUAAACAUUAAUAAUAUAAUGUUAAAUAACAUCAUCAUACUAAACAAAUUAAAUCCAUUAUUAAACCUAAGUCAGUCAACACCACCACAUCAAAUACGAACAGAUGAAACACCUGAAAUGCCAUCAACUUCAAACAGUCUGUUUAUAACAUAUAAUUCUUAA
Molecule: messenger RNA, 930 nt
Organism: Entrophospora sp. SA101
Lineage: Eukaryota; Fungi; Glomeromycota; Glomeromycetes; Entrophosporales; Entrophosporaceae
Source: the annotation of a GenBank genome assembly